This is a messenger RNA of Corticium candelabrum, 1364 nucleotides long. Its product is annotated as carbohydrate sulfotransferase 1-like. Gene Ontology annotation, biological process: sulfur compound metabolic process; N-acetylglucosamine metabolic process. Lineage: Eukaryota; Metazoa; Porifera; Homoscleromorpha; Homosclerophorida; Plakinidae. Bases 1 to 1296 code for a protein of 431 amino acids. Gene Ontology annotation, molecular function: N-acetylglucosamine 6-O-sulfotransferase activity. The record is from RefSeq and is a predicted model, not a curated record. The transcript is spliced from 2 exons.
AUGAGGCGAAAAUGUCGGCAACAGCGUCUCUGCGCAAUCUCCACUCCGCCUACUCUAAUCAUGUCAAAAGGGCGACUGAAAGUCUUGCUUUUUGUAUGUCUCACUUCGUUCGUUAUUCUUGUAGUCCACUUCCUCCUUACGACGAAAAUAAACGCUAGAGAAUAUAAAGUCAACGACAGGACAGUCGUUCAAUAUCGGAAGGAAUCCGUUCUUGAGUCAACAAACGGUCAGACUCUGUUGAGGAGGAUAGGCAGCCUUGGGAUUGCUUCGGGGAAAUUGAAAAGUAACAGGAAGCUUAUAUUAUUGAUUACCAAUAUGAGGUCUGGGUCUACGUUUCUUGGUAAAUUGUUUGAUGCCAACGAGAAGGUUUUGCACGUCUUUGAGCCAUUUUGGCCAGAAGUUGACGAUCUUGGAAGGCGUUGGAGUGCUACGGACGACAGAAAAAUAGGAUUGUUGCAAAGCUUUUCGACAUGCCACUUUGACUCGCCUUCGGCUCUUACAUUUCUUGCAGAACUCUCAAGUGGAAGAAGGCAGUGGACAAGAUACUAUUCUACAGCACUCUCAUCUGCAACAUUCUGCCAUGACACUCAUCUGCAGGUCAAGCAACCCGAAAUGAAUACCAAUUGCUCGUUCAGUCCGACAGCCAUGCAACAGACUUGCCUAUCCAAGCAAGCUGUUGUGCUGAAGGUCAUUCGACUAGCCAACAUUUCUCGUGUUGAGUCAGUCCACGAACAUGCAAUCAUUAGACAUCAAGGUAUGAGUCACACACCGGCUGAGUUUCAUAUUUUGCAUCUUGUUCGGGAUCCGCGUGGUACAAUACACUCUAGAAUGAAGAUCGGGCGGCUAAGACGGGAAUAUCAGUCAUACCAUCCCAAUGAACAAAACGUUGGCAAUGAAGCGAUGGUAGAGUUUAGUGCAAAUCGACUCUGCAAACAGAUUUCAUACACACUGUCUGUUGGUGAGAGCAGACUGCCGUGGAUUCUGGGCAAAUACUUCAGAGUUCGAUUUGAAGACAUUGCCUUACAUCCUGUUGUGCAAAUGACUGAACUAUUUCAUCAUUAUGACAUGGAAAUGAAGCCUGAAGUACUCCAUUGGAUUCAAAGCAAUACACACGGUGCCGCUUUACAUAGUCAACCCCAACCCCGUCAGUCUUUGCAAACAAAUCGAAACUCAACAUUAGUUGUUGACUCUUGGAGGAUAUUGUUAAAGUCAGCGAAAGGUAGAAAGUAUGUGGAUAUAAUUGAGAAGCAAUGCUCAGACGUUAUGAGACAUCUCAGAUAUGACCUUGCAAUGUAGUAAUAUAAUUUUAGUAUAUUUAGUUAAUUGAGUUAUCACUAAUUUUCAUUAAAAAUUUCAGGCAGUGU